AGACAGAAAUAUUCUAAGAAAUUAUCUUUUAUUCAAUGUAACAGGGAAGAAAAUUCUUGUGAUGAGAACAGAGCUGCAAAGAAUUUGAAGGAAGAAGGUGAAACCAAAGGGACACAUAAGAAAGGAAAUGGUGGUGAAGAAGAAGAAGAAGAAGAGGGGGAGGAGGAGGAGAAAAAAGAAAGGAGCGAACCAAUUCAAGUAAUUAAGGAAGUACAACUUAUGUUUGAUGUUGAAGCUGCAGAACUUCUACCAAUUGUUGUAAAGGGUCGUUUGAAAAAGGGCCGAUUUUUUGUUUUCCAUAGUGGUGAUGAACAUGUCAUACACUUGGUGCCAUCACUCUCUUCACAAGAACAUAUUUUUGUCUCCGAGGAGGAACCAAUUAAGGCUGAGGGAGCUUACCUUCAGAUUUAUUGUCCACAAAAUCUUAUUGAGAAAAUGGAAGAAGAAGUGGAGAUAUUUGAACAUUUAGAUGAGGGUAUGCCAGAACUUCCAAUGGUAUUUCAGUUUAAGAACCCCGACAUUUUUAUCACCAUAACAGACUGCAUUGAAACAGUGAAGGAAGAUGGAGAUGAAAAAGAACCAGAACAACAGCAACAACAGAAAGAAGAAGACAAACCCAACAAUGAAAUGUCAAGACAAACAGAAGAUUGUUAGAGAAUUAAGUUGGUUGAUGCAAGAAACACUAUUUAUGUUAUCGUUAAAUAGAUACAAUGUUUGUAUAAUGUUCUAGAUGAAAUGAGUUUGCCAAUUUAGACAUAUGUAUAGUGUCUGAAAACUUUUUUUUACAGUUGGACACCUAUCCUUCCUACUGCAGACCAAUUGACCUCCAUAAGUGGCGGGGCCUGCUGUUGUCAACCAGGUAAACUAAAGCAAGUAGAGUUAUGUACCUUCGUCUAGUUACUGGUACAAUGUUAAUUCUAGCUCAUUCAUUAUUCCAUGACUAAAUUAUUCCCUUGUGUAUAAGAUAUUGGAGUAUCAAUCCAUAGCUGCAAAUCCAUAUAAACAUUCAGGUCUCUGAAGCAGAGCCCUUUGACUUUAUACAUGUCAAUUCAUCAAACUGUGAAGUUAAUGGCAUCAAGUCAAGGAAUAUUAAAUUGUUCUGUUUAAAGCUAAA
This is a messenger RNA of Octopus bimaculoides (California two-spot octopus), 1114 nucleotides long. RefSeq names its product suppressor of fused homolog. Gene Ontology annotation, molecular function: transcription factor binding. Lineage: Eukaryota; Metazoa; Mollusca; Cephalopoda; Octopoda; Octopodidae. Gene Ontology annotation, cellular component: nucleus; cytoplasm. The record is from RefSeq and is a predicted model, not a curated record.